This is a messenger RNA of Paracoccidioides brasiliensis Pb18, 1494 nucleotides long. RefSeq lists its product as uncharacterized. Gene Ontology annotation, molecular function: DNA binding. Bases 1 to 1494 code for a protein of 497 amino acids. Gene Ontology annotation, cellular component: RNA polymerase I complex. Gene Ontology annotation, biological process: nucleolar large rRNA transcription by RNA polymerase I; RNA polymerase I preinitiation complex assembly; transcription elongation by RNA polymerase I. The transcript has 3 exons. The record is from RefSeq and is a predicted model, not a curated record.
AUGGGCGGUGGUGACCACUCACCGGAGAAGAAGACGAAGCGAAAACGAGCUUCUGAGAAGACCGAUCGGCCCAACAAGAAGGCGGCUCUUGCGCCCGUUGCGGCGACUGUCAAAGUCCAAUUCGUGGAGAAUACAAAUGGGUUGCUUCCUGUUAUAGCAUCCACACCAGGCAUCAAUGUCCCCAGCUCAGUCCCCUUAACCGCAUAUACCAAGCCGCGCCAAAAAAGGCUACCAAAGCACAACGCCACAAGGAGCGUGGAGAUCUUGAAUUCUGAACUCCUUCUGCAAUCAUCCGCACACCCGAAGCUUGACUUCGUAGGCAAGGAGGGAGAGAAUGAGCUGGAUACGCUCUGGAAUCAUUAUGUGGCCAUCUAUGAUCCGGACGCGGGCACAUUGCAACUUGCGGAGGCCAGGAAGAUGACGGUGCGUGGAUGUGUGAGACGUGUGCCUAGGAAAGAUAUCAAUGGUGAAGAGGAAGAUGGGGAGGGUGUUGCGAUAUCCAACUGGGCCCAACGCACCGCUCUCACAGAAGCUUUCGGCACCAAACAAUCCCGCAAAGCCAUCCAAUCACUCGCAGCGAACGCCCUCCUCUCCAGCGCCCCAGCAGGCAGCGGUCCCAGUGCCGUAGAAUCAGCUCUCCUCUCCUCCAUCCCCAAAGAAGCCGUGACCUCCCCGCAAAAGACCGCCCAGGCCGAAAUCCAAGCUGUAAAGCCCCUGCCACAACCCAACCUGUCCGCCACGCACCCAUCAGACGUCUACGCGAUCGAAACCCUUGUCCCCAACGGCCUGGCCACGCUGCGUACCAUGCACGUCAAGGAUUGGCAAGAUGCCAUUGCAGCCGGGGAGCCGGUGCUUUCGUCCUCCCGCUUCGUGGCGCAUAGAGUUGAGCACGUAGUCCGCUCGAGGAACAAGACGAUGCUCCAGCUACUGCGGUUCAUAAUGAUUCUCAUCGAGCUGUCUCGCUCGCUGAAACCGAGCCGUGGUGCCGGCCCGGCUACGCCCGGGGCGGCGGGGACGAAGAAACUCCCACCCCGCGAAGACCUGCGGCGCAUACUAUCCGGCAUCCCACUGUCGAAAGGAGCAGCGGCAGCGCCAACUGACCCCAAAACCCCCCUCCUGCCGGAUUCCUUCCUCGACGCACUGCGCCGCAAAUUUGUCCCGCAGGGCUCCUUCCUGUCCAAAAGCGACAUCACGCUCCUGCACACGACCAUCUGUGCUCUGUCGCUGCAUAUCCCGCCCGAGACGGGGUUUGCGGCCAACGAGCUGGCGACGGACCCGGCGGAUCUGCGUGACGAUCUGCGUCUCGAGCAUCAGACUAUCCAGCAGUACUUUAGGGAGCUGGGGUGCAAGGUGGAUAAGCCGCGGGAGAGUGAGUUUGCGAAGUGGGGGGUGAAGAGUAAGGCUGAGGCGGGGGCGAGGAGGAUUGCGAAGUUGAGGGUUCCUGUGGAGUUCCCGAAGGUCAGUAGGGGGCCGGGAGUGAGGAGGAGGAAGUAG